CCAAAUAUCCCAACACAACACAAGUAGAGCUUAAAGAGAGCUUAAGACGACGACCAUGGCAUUCUCAAUCUCUACAAAACCCAACUCCACUGUCUUCCUCUCUUUCCUCCAUCACCACCAUCAUCUACGCGGUCUCCCAGUCUCUCUCUCACUCUCCCCGCCCUCGUCUCUUUUCCGCCGCCCUCUCCUCUGCUCCGCCGCCAAGUCCCCCACUGGCCCGCUCGAGAAAAAGCCGAAUAAGAAGCGCAAGAAAAAGCCCAAGCCCCCCCUUGUCGACGGCGUCGAUGUUGAGAUCGUCGAGAGCUCCGCCCACGGCGUCGACGUUGAUUUUGAUGUUGACGGACCAUCGCCAUCGCCAUCGCCAUCGCCGUCGUCGGGUUACUACGCGACACCGAUGCCUAAACCGCCGUCCGGAUUUGUGGUGGAUGACGAGGGAAGGGUUCUCAUGGCUUCCACCAACCGAAUCGCCACCAUUGUGGAUCCUACGAAUAAUUUUCCAUUGGAGUGCGUUAUAAGGAGGGUUUUCAGAAGCUCAAGAGGGGAUGAGUGUAUGCUUUUAUGCCCUGUUGAUACGCCCGUUCAGAUUUUGAAGAGCACAAAUAUUGAAGGCUGGUCAGCUGUAAGUGAUGAAGAAGUGGAAGCAAUUCUUCCUGCUGCUGCUUAUGCCCUUGCGAAGAUUCACAUGCAUUUGGUACAUAGUGGGUUCUGCUAUACAGCACGAGGAGGGUUUUGCUACACUGAGGAUGACGUAUUUGACUUCCGCACAGAUGAUGGUCAAGAUGUAGAUGGUUUACCAACUGAGGGUGUGGAAAUUACAUGCUUCCAUAUGGAUGGUGCACAUUACAUGAUAUACACACCAUCUGAUCCUCUUCUUUUUGUUGCUGUAAAGGACAAUAACGGGCUCUUGCAAAUUGCUGAUGAUGAUCUGCUGGAGGAUUCUGCUAUAAUUAGUGCCAUCGACGAAGAGACUGAGUUUAACGCCCUGGUGGAGGAAGAAGCUGCUCUUCUUGAUUCUUUGUUAGGGAAAGAGUAGUAGCACUAUAUAUACUGUAAGAUGAGUUACCCAAGCGAUUCUAUAUGAUGCUAUUUAUGUCCAUAAUUAAGGGAUGGAAUAGUAUUGAGGUUGUGUUUUUCUCAUAUUUGUUAUGUAUAUAAUGAAUAUUGUUUAGGCUUGUAUUUAUCUUCUUUUGUCCAGAUUCCCUACAUACUUUCUAUAGUUUAAACA
This is a messenger RNA of Morus notabilis, 1225 nucleotides long. RefSeq lists its product as uncharacterized. The transcript is spliced from 11 exons. The record is from RefSeq and is a predicted model, not a curated record. NCBI's taxonomy places the organism in Eukaryota, Viridiplantae, Streptophyta, Magnoliopsida, Rosales, Moraceae. The coding region runs from base 56 to 1033 and encodes 325 amino acids.